Trypanosoma theileri is the source of this 348-nucleotide messenger RNA. RefSeq lists its product as uncharacterized. The record is from RefSeq and is a predicted model, not a curated record. The coding region runs from base 1 to 348 and encodes 115 amino acids. Lineage: Eukaryota; Euglenozoa; Kinetoplastea; Trypanosomatida; Trypanosomatidae. The transcript has a single exon.
AUGGUGCACCGUGUGUUAUUCUUUCUCGUUUUACUUUUGUGCGUUGAGUGUCUCUGUAUUGCAGCUGCAGAGUCUCAACCUGUACCCCAGGCUGGUUCCAUUUGCAAUGAAGGUGAUGGUGUUAGUUGUCCUUCUGGUGCUUCUGGACCCGUUGGUGAACCUGGAAGGUCUGCUUCUGCUGUUCUUCCAAGAUCACCUGGUGGUGUUGAAGAUUGUACACAAGGCAAGAAUGGUCCUCCGUGUACUCCUAGCGGUGCUGGAUCUGAAGCUGCUAGUGCUGAGUGUGUGAAACCUUNUGUGUUCUGGGAUUCUUUUUUUCUCCUUUUUUUAUUGGAAUUUUCUGCUUAA